AUGGCGGAGCCGCCAUCUCCAGCAGUCAAGGAGGCCAAAGGAAAGCCAGGCGCAUCAUGGAAAAAGGAUGAAGAGCAUGUCGUCCCCAAAAAUCGCAUAGGCAUUGUGUUCUUUGGCUUGAUGUGCUGUACAUUUUUGGCAGCUUUAGAUCAAACUAUUGUAGCCACCGCUUUACCCACAAUCGUAGCUGAACUUGGAGGGGGUAAUAACUAUAGUUGGGUAGGAAGUGCUUACAUGUUGGCGUCCGCUUCUUUGGGCCCGGUAUAUGGCAAGCUGUCUAACAUUAUAGGCGACACGCGGGUCUCAUUCGGCUUUGACCUCGUAUCUCAGAUUGGCUCAGCGCUGUGUGGUGCAGCUCAGAAUAUGACAUGGUUGAUUGUCUGUCGCGCAAUUCAAGGAAUUGGCGGUGGGGGCAUCAUACAGCUCGUGCAGAUCACUAUUUCCGACAUUGUUUCAUUGCAAGAUCGAGGCAAGUAUGGUGGCUUCAUUGGUGCCACUUGGGGCAUAGCAAGUGUUGUCGGACCGUUACUCGGCGGCGCUUUCACCGAUCAUAUAUCUUGGAGGUGGUGCUUCUGGAUUAAUUUACCGACUGGCGGCGUAGCUGGGGCACUUUUAUUCUUUUUCUUAAACUUAAAUCCCCACCAAGGAAGGCCAUUCCGCGAACAUAUCCAGGAAUUUGAUUUCGUUGGGCUUUUUUUGAUCGUCACAGGUGUCGUUUGUCUGCUUGUAGGUUUCAACUCGAGCGAAACGACAUGGCAAAGCGCCGAAACCAUUGCCCUCCUUGCUGUGGGAGGCACGUUGCUCAUCAUUGGUGGUAUCAAUGAGAUUUUCACAAAGCGGUCACCCAUUAUUCCUCCUCGUCUUUUCAAGACACGUACAACCGGCUUGAUAUUAGUUUCUACGUUCUUGCAUGCUGUGGUAUUCUUUUCAGGUACGCCACGUAUGCAAAUCUGUCUUGGCUACCUUCCAAUGUAUUACCAAGUUCUUGGCGCAUCGGCAACAAGUUCUGGCAUCAAAAUGCUUCCUUAUUCAUUGAUCAGUGCGCUUGUGGCGGCGAUUUCUGGAAUUAUUGUGGCUCACACAGGGUCCUACCGCCCUAUCAUGUGGUUUGGAUGGACUGUCAUGACUGUUGGUUCGGGCCUCAUGAUCAUGCUGGAAAAUACGACCGCUAUUGCGGAGCAGGAGAUCUACCCCCUUAUUUGUGCCCUCGGACUCGGUUGCUUGUUCCAGACCCCACUUAUUGGCAUACAGGCAGCCAUGCCCAUUAAGGAUAUGGCUACCAGUACAGGUGCAUUUGUUUUCCUUCGAACUCUUGGGGGCACGGUGGGUAUUACGAUCGGGGAAGCUAUCAUUUCCAGUGUCCUCCAGCAGAAAAUACGGGGUAUCCAAGGCCUCACCAUCGACACCUCUACUGCGGGUUUGAAUGAUAGCGUCAGGCAGAUUUCUUCCAUUUCUGACCCAACAGUGCGUAAUGAGGUCAUGCAUGCUUACACGCAGUCUAUCAGCACGGUUUGGUUGGUCAACACGCCGCUAGCUGCUUUCGGUCUCUUUCUGGUUCUCUUUAUUCGUGGCUAUACGCUCAAGCGCACAGUCAUCCGCGACGGCGAGAAGAAGGUAGAAGACGUUGAGAAGGGUGCCGAGCAUGCGACAGUUGAAGAAGGCUCACGAGCCACGGAAUCUGAGUCUUUGGACAACGAGAAGAGACCAGCCUCCUGUGAUGACGCUACUGAAUACACACGAAGAGAUUCGGCAGAAGAUUCUAGCAACCAGAAGACGGAAGCAUAG
Molecule: messenger RNA, 1785 nt
Organism: Suillus paluster
Lineage: Eukaryota; Fungi; Basidiomycota; Agaricomycetes; Boletales; Suillaceae
Product: MFS general substrate transporter
Exons: 18
Coding region: 1-1785 (594 amino acids)
Biological process (GO): transmembrane transport
Molecular function (GO): transmembrane transporter activity
Source: RefSeq, a predicted model, not a curated record